Molecule: messenger RNA, 1622 nt
Organism: Serpula lacrymans var. lacrymans S7.9
Lineage: Eukaryota; Fungi; Basidiomycota; Agaricomycetes; Boletales; Serpulaceae
Exons: 2
Coding region: 1286-1480 (64 amino acids)
Source: RefSeq, a predicted model, not a curated record
UUUCUGAUGGAUAGUCGACGUAUGCACACACAUGUGGUGUGUCAUAUUACAGCUAACUUACACACAUACUACCUCUUACAUUAUUAUCGCUAUUAUUAUCACUGAAUACUACUACUUGAUAUCAAUAUCCGAACGUUGACACGGAUAACAUGAUCUCGAGUGUUCUGGUGAAGUAGACUUUGUGAUCAAGCGCUUGAAACUAAAGGACAAUACCAUGAAUUCUGUAGUGACCGUAGAGGAAAAAGCGCUGGGGCUGUAGACCUUCAGGCACCUUAAAAUAGUUAGCGCAACCGAGACAAUCACUGCCAGCCCGUCCUACUGUGCUGUUAAGAAGCUGAUAACAUCGCCGGUUUCUCUAGAGAAUGCUGAGGGGGUAAAUGUCGAAAUGUCCGUUGAAAGCGGCUUGCACAAGUCAGGCUCUAGUAGGGCGAUGAGCUUCGACAUAAAACAUAGCGUAAUUGAGCGAACCGCUGCACAGAAGUGUCCUAGUAUUCUAUAAUGACCAUUUCACUGCAAGCUACUGGAGGUUAAAAACCAUGACAGGUAUUUGCUGUGCGUGUAGAAGGCGUUGUCGCAUAGGCGAUCUAAUUUCUGAAACCCAUAGGUAGUGAAGCUGCGGCGUCAUGAGAUAGAAGCGCGUAUCGUGGGACCGAUUGUGACACUAUAAGGGAAAAUGAUAUAAUAAUGAUGGGGGAGGGAAUCAGAACAAUGGGCAGCAUGAUGUUGAUAUUCAUAUAGCUGAGAAGGCGCUUGCUUCGGCAUAUACGUAGGGUAAAGGGCCAUGAUGGAUGGACUAGGGCGAGGGUUGUCCUCUGGUGUGCUAUAGCGUGUGUGUUGUAUUCCAGCGUUCUACGAGAGAGAAAGUUAGUCUGUAUGCAGUAGUAGGUUUAGAUUCUAGCGCAUCCCAGCCUAGCAAAUGCGAGACGAUGCCGUUGAGCACUGCUAACAGCCACAGAAGAAGGGGAAGAGGAGAAUGAUGACUGGUGUAGGAUAGGGAAAGUGCAAAGGCGGGCGAGACGCCUGCAAAGUGGUUCGAUAUGAUGGAUACCCGGGCCGAAAGAAUGGCGUCCACGGAUUAGCCUGUGACUGAAGCCAGAAAUACGUCGUAGGGAUCUCUCGUUGUGCAUUAAUCUGAUAAGUCGGGAGCCCUUUGCUUCCCGUAGGAACGAAGGUGUGGGGCCGGAUAUAUAGCGAAUGGGCCUAUGGGAGAUUCCAGAGGAGCUCGAGUGAUGAUCAUUAGCAGAGUAUUCUGGAGAUAACGAAAGGAGAAAGCAAGAGAAGAUACAUGAUCGAAGAAAUGAUUGAAAAGGGAAUUCAUUUUAGUGGUGCUCGCACCUAUUCUGAAAUAGGAGACACAGAAAACGGAUACCCCUGGAUAAGUAGUAUCCUUGGGUUGUUCUCAAGACAUGGUGCCAGUGUGGUCUUGUGUACCGUCGUUACGUAUCUGAAACGAAAUAGAUGUCAGGUCACCACCGAAUGACAGGUGGAAUGAUACUCGGUGGCACUCGAGUGCAAGCUGGAAAAGACAGGUCAUUUCGGUUCGGGACCAGCUUAAGUGCUUAUUCGUAUCAGCGAUGACAGAACAUUAGGAUCUGUACGGAAAUGUGCUGUCGCAGGAGUGA